GCCUUCGACGGCUACGCCGCGGCUUCCAAGUUCUCCUUGGUGGACUGGAAGCCGUCCCGCAACAACGGGACACCCAGCGCAGUCGGUUUGGCCACAGGCGCCACACAACCGCCCACGCACAUCGCCCAACACAUCAACACCCGCCAUUGCAAAGCCAAGGAUGGUGGAUCUAGGCCCAGGCAGCCCGACGUCCUUGCCGAUUCCUCAAAGGCGGGCAUUCGGCAGCAUGCUCUCUGUGACGUCGCAGCGGUCGUCCAUGGAGUCACUGAUGGAUGUGCUUCACACACAUAGUGUGGUCAAGAAGAACGCCUCAAGAAAGGUUGCUUCCAGAUUAGCUAUGCUGGCAGGAAGGCUGCACCACAAGGUCUUCCUGUUACGGGCCAAGCAAAAGAACGCUUGCGAGCUGGCCCGGUCCUGCCGCAAGCGUGUGAUAACAACGCGGACGAAGCGGCAGGAGGAGAAGAACAUAGCAGCGGCUGCCAUUCACUCCAGGCAGCUGGAGGAAUGGGGACCAAAUCCGGUGAUGUCUACCUCGGUGCGCCGUGCACGGAAACAGGUUCAAGAAGCUGAAGAGGUGCGGGAAAUAAAGUGCCCCGCAUAG
Messenger RNA from Symbiodinium necroappetens, 601 nucleotides. The record is from the annotation of a GenBank genome assembly. NCBI's taxonomy places the organism in Eukaryota, Dinophyceae, Suessiales, Symbiodiniaceae.